CCUUCCUCCUCCAUCUCCCUCCUCUUUGCUCCCCCUUUUCCCCCCUUCCGUCCCUCCCCCCGGUCUCUGGAAGCUCAGAGAUUGGCCUCGGCCUGCCCUGCUGACCCAAGGGAGGCGCUGGACCGGUCAUCAGCUCUCCCUCCUCCCUGGAAAUCCCCUCUCGGGCGCCUGGGUCCCUUCCCUUUCCCUCCGACGGUCCCCUUUGACGAGAGCGAGAAGUGGAAAGCUUUUAUUCCCAAGUUCCGCCACGCGCCCCGGGGUCCCCGGCGUCCCCGGCGUCCAGUGGGCUAUCUUUUGGCCGCCUCGGAAGGUUCAGGGACCAUGGACAGCACCGGCCCCCGGCCGCAGCUGGACGCCGCCGCCUUCCUCCACAUCUGGAAGCGCUUCGACGCCGACGACAAUGGUUACAUAGAAGGCAAAGAGCUCGAUGCUUUCUUCCACCACCUGCUGAAGAAGCUGUGCCCUACUGAUGAGGAAGCAGGAGAAAAGCUUCAGAAGAUAAAAGACCAGUUCAUGGCCACCUACGAUGUGUCUGCUGAUGGACGUUUGCAAAUUCAAGAACUUGCCAACAUGGUCCUGCCGGAAGAUGAGAACUUUCUCCUGCUCUUUCGCCGGGAAACACCCUUGGACAACAGCGUGGAGUUCAUGCAGAUUUGGCGUAAAUACGACGCCGACAGCAGUGGAUUCAUCUCGGCCACUGAGCUCCGGGACUUCCUGCGCGAUCUCCUCCUGAAGCACAAGAAGGCCAUUUCAGCGGCCAAGCUGGAGAACUACACGGACACGAUGAUGAAGAUUUUUGACAAGAACAAAGAUGGCCGGCUGGAUCUCAAUGACUUGGCCAGGAUUCUGGCUCUUCAGGAAAACUUCCUGCUCCAGUUUCAGAUGGAUGCCUGUACCACAGAAGAGCGCAAGAGGGACUUUGAGAAAAUCUUUGCCCACUAUGACGUCAGCCAGACCGGGGCACUGGAGGGACCGGAAGUGGAUGGCUUUGUCAAGGACAUGAUGGAGCUUGUCAAGCCCAGCAUCAGUGGCGUAGACCUGGAUAAGUUUCGGGAGAUUCUGCUGCGCCACUGCGAUGUCAACAAAGAUGGGAAGAUCCAAAAGACGGAACUGGCUCUCUGCCUGGGGUUAAAAGUCGCCCCUUAGGCGUCAGCCCGGGGUUGGCGUGGGUGCCGGUGUCGGUGAGGGUGACGGAAGGGGUUUGGGUUUGAGUGUGGCUGUGGAUGAUGGUGUUGGAGGUGACGCGGGUGAGAGAAUGGGUGUCGGUCCAGGCGCCGGUGUGGAAGCCGGUGCGGGUGCCCGUGUUUGUGAUGCUGUCGGCGGUAUCGGCGUCGGUGAUGGGGCCGGUGUCGGCGUGGGCAUCAGGAGGGAAUCAGUGUUGGCGACGGCUUCUGUGUGGGUGUCAGUGUGGGUGAUGGUUUCGGGGUUGGCGAUGGUGUGGGAGGGGGUAGGAAUGUCGGUGCUGAUAUCGGCACGGGGGCCCGUGGGGGCACACCGGCGUGGGUGCCCGUUCGGACCAGAGAGCUUUAUCAUUCCCGUGUGCUCCUGCUCGUAGAAACGUGUCCGCUAAGCCUAGCUAUCGUGUGAGCUUCCGGGUGAAUGCGCUCGGGCAAAGGAGGGGUACGGGCAGGAGCCGGGUCUGCCCGAUCUCCUGCUUCCUCAGAACCCCUCGCCCCGGCUCCCGCCACCACCUCCCCGCCCUCCCCUCACCCCGGGGAGGCCAGUACGGCGCCUUGGAGGGUGGCAGUUUCAUAGCUGGUCUUGGGGGAGAGAUCCUAGCCCGGUCGUACUUGUGAUGUCGCCUUUUGCUGUCUCCAGUGGGGGUCCUGACCCCCGGGUGUCCCCACCAGGUGGUCCCAGUGCCCGGGUGUUUCUGCCAGAUGCCCCUAUCCGGUGUCCCCAUUGGGUGUAUUUGGGCAAUCUGUCCUAUUUAGUGCGUGCCCUUGCAUGUGUGCGAGUAGGAAAGUACGGUGCCAAGUGGAUGCUUGUCGGUGUCAAAAUAAACCCUCGAAUUGGAAGAGA
Messenger RNA from Ornithorhynchus anatinus (platypus), 2022 nucleotides. RefSeq names its product secretagogin, EF-hand calcium binding protein (gene SCGN). Gene Ontology annotation, biological process: regulation of presynaptic cytosolic calcium ion concentration; regulation of long-term synaptic potentiation. Bases 322 to 1146 code for a protein of 274 amino acids. Gene Ontology annotation, molecular function: calcium ion binding. Gene Ontology annotation, cellular component: nucleus; dendrite; terminal bouton. The record is from RefSeq and is a predicted model, not a curated record. The transcript has 11 exons. NCBI's taxonomy places the organism in Eukaryota, Metazoa, Chordata, Mammalia, Monotremata, Ornithorhynchidae.